Molecule: messenger RNA, 2952 nt
Organism: Archocentrus centrarchus (flier cichlid)
Lineage: Eukaryota; Metazoa; Chordata; Actinopteri; Cichliformes; Cichlidae
Gene: fam20b
Product: FAM20B glycosaminoglycan xylosylkinase
Exons: 9
Coding region: 898-2127 (409 amino acids)
Biological process (GO): proteoglycan biosynthetic process
Cellular component (GO): Golgi apparatus
Molecular function (GO): phosphotransferase activity, alcohol group as acceptor
Source: RefSeq, a predicted model, not a curated record
CGUGCCCUGACAGAUGUGGUGACCUGGUAGAAAUGAAUAACGGGAGCUGUCUCCAGGAGGAAAGUAGUUUUCGGUUAUUUUAGGUGGUUUUUAUGGUAGUGUUCGCCAGUCAUUUUCUCAGUGGCUGCAUGAAAGACCGAUUGUAUGGGAGAAGCUGGUGCCUGCGUGGCUAAACCUGUGUCGACAGAGGUUUUUAGCCGGUGUUUGUAAUGUUUUAGAUUGCUCACGGCCGGUUUGUUGUCAUUAUGUCACAGCCUGGUAACAUUACGCUCGGAUUGUCAGCCACAACGAGAGCAGCGGAGGCAGGUAACAGGCUGCCAGGUGAACGUGGCAGCUGGAAUAAUUUGACUGCUGUGAUUAGUAACGCCUCCUUUCUGUUUAGCUAAAGAUGAAGGUUUGCGAUUAGAUGAGUAUCACUGUGGUUUAGGAAACUCCUCUGCGUACAAGGCAGAGCUGCUGUAAUGGGUCCACCACCACCACCAGACCCCCCUCUGCACCACAGCAGGACAUGUUCAUCAUUUCUUCACUGAGAAAAGGCAGGGUCAACAACAACAACAGCACCCUUUCCCUUCCUCCUCAUGCAGGAGCGGAGGAGAUGUGGAUCCCUUGUUGUAAAUGUGGUCCCCACACCUUCAACAAAGCUCAGCCUGCAACAGCAGCUUCAGUCAUUUUCAGUGAUUUUCCUGCUCUCUGCCAGCCGGUGACUGCCUGUUUGCUCAGACCGCAGCUCCAGGAGAAAGGCAGCAAAGCACCCGUCCUUCAGUUGGUCUUACAGCGCAGGCAGGCGGGAAGGUGACGGUGAGCUGCAGGGACCAUGCAUCAGGGGUGAGGGUUGUUCGCUGUGGGGAAAACGCGCGACGUCAGGCAAGGAGGAGGUCGGGGCCGGUCAGUGUGGAAAUGAAGCUCAAACAGCGCAUGGUGGUGCUGUGUGCCGUGCUCCUCCUGCUGGGCCUGGCCAAGAUCUUCCUGCUGGAUGGAGGUGAAGGAUCUGCGGCCAGCCGGCGGGACCUCAGAGCGUUUCGCAAGAUGGAAGCCGGUCUUUCUCUGUCUCGGGGCGCUCGCCUUACCAACACCCUCCAGUCUCCAUGGGAGAUAGCAAGCCAGUGGGUGGGCCCCAGAGAGGUGUACCCUGAGGAGACCCCAGAGCUGGCUGCUGUGCUUACUGCCCUGAGCUCCGCCAGGAUAGAGCGGGCAGAUGUGGGCUACAAGGGCACACAGCUCAAAGCCUUGCUGGUGCUGGAUGGAGGACAGAAAGUGGUCUUCAAACCUAAGAGAUACAAUAGAGACUAUGUGGUCGAAGGAGAGCCAUACGCAGGCUAUGACAGACACAACGCAGAAGUAGCCGCUUUUCACCUGGAUAGGAUCCUUGGGUACAGGAGAGCACCUUUGGUGGUGGGUCGAUAUGUCAACCUACGAACCGAGAUCAAACCUGUGGCCACAGACCAACUGCUCAGCACUUUUCUCAUGCAGGGCAAUAAUACAUGUUUCUAUGGGAAGUGUUACUACUGUCGGGAGAGCGAGCCGGCGUGUGCAGAGGGGGAGAUCAUGGAGGGGUCAUUAACCCUCUGGCUGCCAGAUGUGUGGCCGUUGCAGAAACACAGACACCCGUGGGGACGCACGUACAGAGAGGGGAAACUGGCCAGGUGGGAGUAUGAUGAAAGCUACUGCGAGGCAGUGAAGAAGAUGCCCCCAUACGAUGCAGGGCCAAGGCUGCUAGAUGUUAUUGACACAGCGAUAUUUGAUUAUCUUAUUGGAAAUGCUGAUCGACAUCACUAUGAGAGUUUUCAGGAUGAUGGCGGUGCCAGCAUGCUUAUUCUGCUCGACAAUGCCAAGAGCUUCGGGAACCCAGCUCUGGAUGAGCGAAGCAUCCUUGCACCACUCUACCAGUGCUGCAUGGUUCGUGUGUCCACAUGGAACAGGUUAAACCUGCUUCGAAGUGGAGCUCUCAGUUCAGCUAUGCGGCAGGCUCUGGCAUUCGAUCCUAUCCACCCGGUCCUAGCUGAACCACACUUAGCAGCCCUGGACAGGCGUCUGUCUGGAGUUAUAGCAACUAUAAAGCAGUGCAUGGAGGCACAGGGCCCUGACAACACUCUAAUAGAGGACCGAAUGAACCUACCACAUCCCUAAAAAGAAAGGCAAGGAGAAAGGGAGGUAAAACAGCCAAGACUUCCCAGCAUGGACCUAGAGGGAGUGACCAAACAGAUCAGCCGUGAUGUUAAAGAAGGAAUGGCAGAGUGAAUAAGUGAAUCGACAGGGUGGAAUAUCCCUGGUCCCUUCCUUGUCACUCUGACUCAAACUUGAGGGGUUCUCUAGAAGGUGCAAAAUCGUGGGAUUCAAAGAGUUUCAAACGGUGUCACUGUCAACCGUUUAAACUUUCUCUCAGGACUGUUGUGCAUUACAGGACAUGAUGGGCUGUAAGGACCUCUACUUGUAUUACUACUGGUUUAGAUGACACUCACGCCUUGUGCCAAAUCCUCUCUCCUGGUCACGCUUCUCUUUGGCAGUCAGCUAAGGAGAAAGGACGGAGAGGAAGAAGGAGGAGGGAGUGUUAAAUUGAGCCACCGAUGUGUCAUUGUUGGGUCAGGCAGUUUGGAGCUUUACAGUCCAGGAAACUGAAAAUGUUCUUCUGUUGAAAUAACAGGAAUUUUUUUUUGGUUUGUUUUUUACUGAUCUUCUUUUUUUCUUUCCUUGAAUUGAAAAUUAAUUCAAAGAAAUAGAGAACUGACUUAACUCUGUGUACAUAAUUAAGUAAGUAGCGGUGUAGAAAUAUGAGACAAAAGAAUAUAAAUUUGUGAAUUAUAAUAUUAAAUGAUGUUAAGGCCGCCUGUUUGUGGGUGUGGAUGAACGACUGCCAUAUUGUGCCGUGAACAAGAAAGCUACUGACUUGACCGACUUGAAGCAUUGUGACACAAAAGGUGCGUGUGUGCGUGUGUUUGUCUUUAACAAUAAACU